GCGGCGGCCCGCCCCCGGGCCCGCGGGCCGGGCAUGGGCGGCGCGGCGGCGGGCGGGCGCUGAGGCGGGCGGCGGCAGCAUGGAGGCCAUCUGGCUCUACCAGUUCCGCCUGAUCGUCAUCGGCGACUCCACCGUGGGCAAGUCCUGCCUCAUCCGCCGCUUCACCGAAGGGCGCUUCGCCCAGAUCUCCGACCCCACGGUGGGCGUGGAUUUCUUCUCCAGGCUGGUGGAGAUCGAGCCGGGCAAGAGGAUCAAGCUGCAGAUCUGGGACACGGCCGGGCAGGAGCGGUUCCGGUCCAUCACCAGAGCCUACUACAGGAACUCGGUUGGCGGACUCCUCCUCUUUGACAUUACAAACCGCAGGUCCUUCCAGAACGUCCACGAGUGGCUAGAGGAGACCAAGGUGCACGUCCAGCCAUACCAGAUCGUCUUUGUUUUGGUAGGUCACAAGUGUGACCUUGACACACAGCGGCAAGUCACCAGGCACGAGGCUGAGAAACUGGCUGCUGCGUAUGGUAUGAAGUACAUUGAGACCUCAGCUCGGGAUGCCAUUAACGUGGAGAAGGCUUUCACUGAUCUGACUCGAGAUAUAUAUGAGCUUGUUAAAAGGGGGGAAAUUUCAAUCCAGGAGGGAUGGGAAGGGGUAAAGAGCGGGUUUGUCCCAAACGUAGUGCACUCUUCAGAAGAAGUGGUGAAAUCAGAUAGGCGAUGCUUGUGCUGAGCUCUUCUAGUGAGGCAAGUGGUGAUGAACUCUACUAACCAAACGUACUUUACUAAGUGAACUCAGUGUGACAGAAGGGAGAGCAACACUCCCGUUGUGAACAGCCUCCCACGUUGUUUUGGACACCAGAACAGACCCCAGAAAGAAAUGUUCUGUUCCAAAUAACCUUUCAGAACUGGGGGCUGCAAAUCUAAAGGAGAGUGAGUGAGGGUGCAUGUAGAUGUUGUAAGGAGACAGGAAGCAGAGAUGAGGGGCUGCACGAGACAGAAGAGAGUAUACAGAGAGCUGAAUGGGCUGGCACGUGCCAGGGUACUGUACAUGUCCUCUUUUAAGUAAAUCCAUAGCUCCAUGCUGGGUAUUGAAGCCACAGUAUGGGUACUUCAGUAGUAUGACAAAUAGGCAGAGAGAGAGAAAGAAAGAGGACAUCUUCACUUGUGUCAGCUGUUUAUUACCAGCAAGGUGUAAAGGCAGCACAGAUACCGUUUCCUCAUAAGGCCAACUCCACAGGAAAAGUUUACUGACAUGGUAUGCACACUUCUGAAUUUUCUUUCUUAUGUUCUUGAACCUAGUUCGAUAGCAAAGAAUAUUCUGUGGGAUUUAAAGAGGAAAACAGUAAUUAUUUGGUUGAUAAUUAAAAUUUAAAUUAUUCCCCCCCCCAAUAGUGCUGUUUCUUGCUGUGCUGAACUGGGAUUCUAAGUGGCAACUCCGGCUCCCGUUGUAAUUAUUCAGUGCAUUUUUACGCAUUUGCUGCCUAGGUGAGUACUUUGAAAGUACCCUGAGUUCAGGGCUUUCCAAUAGAAUUAAGUGCUCAAGAGCAUAAAGAGAGAACCAUGUCCUCAUAUGUUAUAUCUUAAGGCUGGGGUGUUGCAGGCAGGUGGGACACACCACCAUUUCUGUCUUGCUAACAGCACUGUGCUGACCUUUUGGGUGUCUUACCAGUCAGGUCACAAGGAGGAAUGGAAGCAGGGGCAGGAGGGAACCCAACAAAAUAAAAAAAAACUUGAAAAGCUUAACUCAGGUGCAUCAGACAUCCUAAAUGGUGAGAUUUGCUUUUAAAGAAGUUAAAUAGCGUGGAAAGCAACAGCUUCCAUCAGUACUUUCUGCUGUUGAAAGUGUCAUUUUCUUUCUUGGUGUCUGUGGCAGAAAAGAACUAGCAUUGGGAAGGAGGCGCACACAACAGAAGUGUCUGAGCAGGUGGAAAGGAAAGCCACAAGACAAGCUCAAGAAUAAAAUUUGUUUUCCUCCAUAUUUUAAUUUGACAAAAGAGGAUCCAUCUCAGGUUGGAAAUCAUGGGAUGGUAGUCGUGUCACAAAAGCUGUAUGUAGGCAGAUGUUUUCUGGGAAUGCCAUUCACUACUUCGAAGCUUUGCUUCUGCAAAGUUUUAACUUAAGCUUUUGAAGUGCAGCAUGGUAACUGUGCUCCUGUAGCAAACUAGGGAAGUUCAGCCUAUUAAAAGGAAACAAACAAAACUAUAGUGACUUUUUUUUAACUCGAGUUUGCAAGCUUUAUAUACCAAACUGCUAAUGGGCAGGAGGGAGGGGUUAGGUAAAAACCACAGGAAGCAUAUAGUGUUUGAUUUUUAGGCCUCUAAGUAGAGAAUAAAAUACUUGUUACAGUUUUUUAAGCUACCCCAUCUAUAAAAGUGUGGGUCUUCUUGAUUGCUGUUGAGUUCAGACUAUUUCUCCCUUUGAACUUGUUCUCACAGUUUGCAGCACACGGGCAGGUCUGUAUGAAGAAAAAACCCUGUGGUUUCCACAUUAAAGCUGAAAAAAAGACCCCAACAAACCCAACCUAUCAACCAAAUCCCUGAACAUUAAUAACACUUUUAUCUUCAGUGUUCUAGGAACAAUUUCAGUGCCAGGGAGCAGCACUGUUGCACCUGCUGGGAGGGCACUGGUAGCAAAUUAGAGGAAGGGAGGGGUGGUAAUGGUUUAGCACCUUUCAGUAAGCUUGUCACUUCUAACCCCAAUUGCUCUUGAAUAGGCUAUAAACUUUGUGCUAAAGCCCAGUGAAUUCCAGGCAGAUUCAGUUGUGGUUGAGUGCCCUGAAGAUUAAGAAAAAAAGGAAAUAAAAAAAAAAAAAAAAUCCCUUGUCAAAAUCUCUUUCUAGGUAAGCAAAGCUGGAGAAGAUUGAUGCAGAGAGCACCACAGGAGCUUUGGCUGCUAUGGGCUCUCACGGGCUGACACCAGUGGAGAGCGCAAGGUUUGCUCGGACCAGGUCUGUUAGUCGUAUUUUCACAAGGGCAAGGACAAACAAGUACGAAAGGGUCAGUUUCUUCAUUCCCUGAAUGGAAAGUCCGCCAAGCAACCGCUUUGGUCUUUCAGGGUCCAGCUGUUCACGAGGUGCGUCCUGGGUUGCCUCGCUGAGGGUAGUGGCUGUCCUCAAGGGCAGAGCUGGAGCGCUACGUUAACGGCAGUUAGAAGUUGGAUCAAACGGCAUUUUAGCAAUAGUAAAAUUCUGUCAUUCUCUGUGCAGGAGCCUGACCAGCAGGGGAAAGGUCACUUUUCAUGAGACAGCCAGUAUUUAUUUAAUGGGUUUUGGACAUUCCCCUUUACUGCUCCCAGAGAGAAAUUCCAGAAAGCCUAAUUCAGUAAGUGCAUUCAGGCCUUCAGAGAAAAUCUUCCAUUUAAAAAUACAAGUGUCAUAAUUCUAAAGAGGAACAGUACAGAAGAAAAUGUACGCGGUCUUAACUACUUAGAGGUAAUAAAUGGUUAUAUUAAAUGAUAGAGAAAUCAUUAUCUACAUCUUUUUCUAAUUCCUUGCAUUUUCUAGAGAGCUUAUUAAAAUAUAGGAAAUGUAGAUUCAUCUGUAUAAAAUUUGGAAUGUUUUUUCUAAGAUGAAAACUUAUAGGAUAUGCUAAGAAUUCUUUUCUAACAACUGGUUUUAAUGCUUUGACUUCUAGUGCAAGAGGGACUUAGAGAAAUCAGAAGGUGAUACCUUUCACAGGAUAAAGGUCAGGAGCUCUUUUACUCUAGGACAAAAAGAAAAAAAAAAAAAGCUAACUUCUCUGUGGUCUCUACCACACAUUAAAAAAACAAUCUGCAUGUUAGAUUGAAAUUGCUCAGAACCUCCAGAAUAAAAGCAUACUAUACACUUUCCUCGCUUUCUGUUAUGCACUGUAACGAAAUGUGAAAAUAAUGCUGUAUUUAGCUGUCUGUAUGUGACUGAAAAUAUGCUUGUAUUUAGCAAAAUGGUUACCAUGUGAUAAUGUGAAAUUCAAAACUUGUAAAGAAACUUUGGUGUUUUUUUUUUUUUUUUCUUUCCCCCUCCCCAUUCUUUAUCAGUAAGCAAUCUACUACCUGUACCACUUCCAUACUGCAGCCCUAACUGAAAGUCUAACAUGGGCUCGGCUCAACAAUAAACAGGCACUCUUUGCAACAGUA
Aquila chrysaetos chrysaetos is the source of this 4104-nucleotide messenger RNA. It is a transcript of the gene RAB39B, whose product is annotated as RAB39B, member RAS oncogene family. Gene Ontology annotation, biological process: Rab protein signal transduction. The record is from RefSeq and is a predicted model, not a curated record. NCBI's taxonomy places the organism in Eukaryota, Metazoa, Chordata, Aves, Accipitriformes, Accipitridae. The transcript has 2 exons. Gene Ontology annotation, molecular function: GTPase activity; GTP binding. Gene Ontology annotation, cellular component: Golgi membrane. The coding region runs from base 80 to 721 and encodes 213 amino acids.